ACCCCAUCCCCAUCCUGCAACAGUUGAGAGUUGAGUUGGGCUGCCGCUGCGAACGCGAGGCAGGCAGGAGUGCCGCGCCGUGUGCUGUGUAGUGUGUCGGUGUCCGCCAUUGGACCUCAGUUUGUCAGCAGAACAGUCGCAAACUCUAUUUGUAAGGGCUCCACAAUGGACAAUCAUUUUACGUAUGGUCCUCGCCGAGGCCCGUGUGUGGUCUGUGGCCAUUCUGGUACUGCAUGCGCGCGCUGCCGGGUCGCCUUCUACUGUGGCAAGGAGCACCAGAAACAGCAUUGGAAAGUGCACAAGACGACCUGCGGGUGCGUCGAGGUACGUUCCGACGAGCGUGUAGGCCGACACAUCGUGGCCGUUAAGGACAUCCCGAUGCGCACUGUCCUCAUGAGGGAGCUGCCGCUGGUCGUCUUCCCUAGAGCACCUAGAGCCACAGCGAAUCCGCUUGAACCAGAGGAGGUGUGCGUCGCCUGCUGUUUGAAGGUCAAUGAAACUGUCCCAUGCGGCCAUUGCGGGGCACCCCUUUGCAAACGUAGCUGCCCCAAUCUUGAUCGCCACAACAUCGAAUGCGCUGCUUUAAAACCUUUAGAACAUUCACCAAGGAGAUUUAUGAGAGAAGCAACCCUCAAGUUUGGUGAUAUGCUCUUUCCUACAGGUCUUAGGAUGGAUGCGGCUAUCUUAAAAGAUUUAUUCCCUCAUCUCGAUCCAUUCGCGGAGCUGCAUGGACUCGUCGCGGUUAGGAUUUGGAAGGCGUUUGAGCAGGAACACGGGCCCCGUCUCCUAAAUCUGCAGCAUGAGAUAGCGAUGCCAUCAUCUGAAAAUGGAACGGUCGACGCUGCGAAGCUGAAAAGUGCUUACGAAAACUUUUUGACAUCGGUCUCAGUACCUGCAGAUGUGGCAUUAAGUUUGUUGGCGUGCAAAGGGUCUGAGACCCGGAAAGGGUUGGAAAGAGCCUGCGGGGCUUGUCUUAUAAACAGCUUUGUCUUUAAGAAAGAAAAGUACAGCGGAGCUGCCUUGUACUCGGGUCUCUCUCUGCUGGAGCAUUCGUGUCUGCCCAAUGCACGCGUUCUUCCUGACGGUGAUUCAGAGGAAGUACUCCUGAUUGCCGCGAGGGACAUCGCUGCCGGCGAGCACGUGACUAUUAACUACGACUACGAGAAACUAUUGCCCACCCGGUCCGAGCGCUGGCUUAAAAACGCUUUCUUGGGCUUCGUGUGCCGCUGCGAGUUGUGCGAGGAUCCCACGGAUAGGGGGACUCACCUCAACGCCUGGUACUGCACAACCUGCAAAAGUAAGUAA
Messenger RNA from Frankliniella occidentalis (western flower thrips), 1305 nucleotides. RefSeq lists its product as uncharacterized. NCBI's taxonomy places the organism in Eukaryota, Metazoa, Arthropoda, Insecta, Thysanoptera, Thripidae. The transcript is spliced from 8 exons. The record is from RefSeq and is a predicted model, not a curated record. Bases 166 to 1305 code for a protein of 379 amino acids. Gene Ontology annotation, molecular function: protein binding.